CUCUUCGAUUUGCUCGGCACCGCUCAGAUCAAGAUGACGUUCACGUUGCCAGAACUCAAGUACGAAUACAACGCGUUGGAACCCUUUGUGGACACCCAAACGAUGAACAUCCACCACACCAAGCAUCACCAAGCAUACAUCAACAACAUUAACAACUACAUCAACACGGCCCAAGGUGAGGAAUUGAAGACCAAGUCGAUCCUGGAAGUUGUCAAGUCCGCGACUGCCCCUGCGGUCCGCAACAACGGUGGUGGACACUACAACCACAGCUUGUUCUGGACGUGGAUGACCUCCCCUGGCUCGACCAACACUGCCCCCCAUGGCAACUUGAAGGCCCGAAUCGAACAAGAUUUCGGAUCCGUCGACCAAAUGAAGGAGAAAUUUAAUGCUGCUGCGUCCACCCGCUUCGGCUCUGGCUGGGCCUGGUUGGGUGUGCGUGCUGACGGUUCCCUCGGCAUUACCUCCACCCCUAACCAAGACAAUCCGUUGAUGCCCAACACAGAAGACCCCAUGAUCCCUAUCCUCGGUUUGGACGUGUGGGAGCAUGCGUACUACUUGAAGUACCAGAACCGCCGCCCCGAGUACAUCUCGGCCUUCUGGAACGUGGCCAACUGGGACAAGGUGGUGGAGUACUACGACCAAUACGCUUCUAAGGGCCAAGCCGUGCCCGUUUGAGGAUCUGUGGCAGUUUUGCCGCUGUCGUCGUUGUGACCUUCUCGAAGCUUUCAUUUUGAUAAUAGCAGUUUGUGCAAACGAACUUUAUGUGCAACGUGCGAAGAAUGUCACAUGAGCUCUCAGCAUUGUGCAUCGAAGUGUUACGUCACAAUUGAUCAUGUUCACAUUGUCGUCGC
This is a messenger RNA of Aphanomyces invadans, 851 nucleotides long. RefSeq lists its product as hypothetical. Lineage: Eukaryota; Oomycota; Saprolegniomycetes; Saprolegniales; Verrucalvaceae. Gene Ontology annotation, molecular function: superoxide dismutase activity; metal ion binding. The record is from RefSeq and is a predicted model, not a curated record. Gene Ontology annotation, biological process: superoxide metabolic process. The transcript has 3 exons. The coding region runs from base 34 to 675 and encodes 213 amino acids.